Parathielavia appendiculata is the source of this 1962-nucleotide messenger RNA. RefSeq names its product multicopper oxidase. Bases 1 to 1788 code for a protein of 595 amino acids. The record is from RefSeq and is a predicted model, not a curated record. Gene Ontology annotation, molecular function: oxidoreductase activity; copper ion binding. NCBI's taxonomy places the organism in Eukaryota, Fungi, Ascomycota, Sordariomycetes, Sordariales, Chaetomiaceae. The transcript is spliced from 3 exons.
AUGCGCUGGCUCCUGGAUAAGCCAACAGCAGCCUGCUACGCUCUGUCGGUGCUGCUCCAGACUGCAGUGGCAUCUCCAGUCCAGCCGAACCCAGUCAUCGACCUCCUGCCCAGGCAGACCAUUACCCCUGGCGGCAAGCCAUGUGGUCAGAACAAUGCCACCAACCGGGGAUGCUGGAAGAACAACUGGAACAUCAGCACGGACUAUGAGUUUACUACUCCACCUGCCUUCAACACUCGGACGGUAUAUCAGUUCCCCGGACCCACGAUCGAGGCUGACUGGGGCGACUACAUCAUUGUCAACGUCUACAACGACAUGCAAGACAACGGGACUUCAAUCCAUUGGCACGGCAUCCGCCAGUUUGGCGAGAGCAACCAGGACGGAGCCAACGGCGUCACAGAAUGCCCCAUUCCGCCCGGCCACAUGAAGCGGUACGACUUCCAUGUCACUCAGUACGGGACGUCAUGGUACCACAGCCACUACUCGGCCCAGUACGGCAACGGCGUCGUUGGCGCCCUCAUCGUGCGCGGUCCGGCAAGCGCAAACUACGACAUCGACCUUGGCCCGUACAUGAUCACCGACUACUAUCACGAGACAGCUGACCGGCUCCAUCUCAGGGCCGAGAAGGUCAGCAACGGGCCACCCCCUGAUAGCGACAACGUUCUAUUUCGGGGCAAGAACAUCAACCCGCUCGGCCCGGGCGGUGCCUACGACCGCCUCACCCUGACCCCUGGCAAGAAGCACCUGAUCCGACUUAUCAACCCCAGCGUCGACAACUCCUUCACCGUCUCCCUCGUCGGCCACACCUUCACCGUCAUCGCCACUGACCUGGUCCCCAUCACGCCCGUUGUCCGCAGCAAGCUCUUCAUGGGCGUCGGCCAACGCUACGAUGUCAUCGUCGAGGCCAACCAGCCUGUCGCCAACUACUGGUUCAACGCCACGCUCGAGGCCACCAACAGCUGCGGCCGCUCGCGCAACCCCUAUCCGGCGGCGAUCUGGUCCUACGCCGGCGCCAGCACCACAGCCCUCCCCACCAACCGCGGGACGCCCGUGACGGCCACAUGCAACGGCGAGACGGGCUUCAGCCCCAUCGUCAAGCGCACCCUCUCGGCCUCCCAGUUCCAGCUGAACCCCAACUCAACCCUCCCCGUCUCCCUCGCCUUCCCAACCCACCCCGACCGCGGCCAGGUCUUUGAGUGGCGCGUCAAGAACACGCCCAUCAGCGUCGAGUGGGAGCACCCGGUGCUCGAGUACAUCUUAGAGGGCAACUACUCGUUCCCCGCCGCCAUCAAUCUGGUCGACGUCCCGCAGGCCGACGUCUGGACGUUCUGGGUCAUCCAAAACGGGUUCACGCUGCCUCACCCAAUCCACCUGCACGGACACGACUUUUUGGUUCUUGGUAUGGGCUCGGGGACGUUCAACGCCGCCACCAUGACCAACCAGCUCAACUUCAACAACCCUGUCCGAAGGGAUGUCGAGCAGAUGCCCGGCGGCGGGUGGCUGGUGAUUGCCUUCCGCACGGACAACCCGGGCUGCUGGUUGAUGCAUUGCCAUAUUGCGUGGCAUGUGGGCAUGGGCCUGGGAAUUCAGUUCCUGGAGAGGAAGGCUGAGAUCCCGGACCUGAUGCAUCUGGAUCAGAUGGUGCCCAACUGUGACGCGUGGAGGGCUUAUUGGCCCACGAAUCCGUAUCGACCGCGGGUGGACUCGGGAUUGAAGAAGAGAAUGAUGAUGGAGGGCAUGGGGGUGGCGCGGGAGACGUGGGAGCCGGCUGUGAGGAGGAUUGGUUGAGGGAUUUACUAUGGGUGGUGAUGGGCCUGUGGGGUAAAACGGAAGUUUACGACUACCACUGUGCUCGGUGUUGUGGUCCGAGUGUUGCCGAGACCGUUUGGAAUAUUAGGGGGCAGUGAGGUCCGCGUGGGAGGAACAAGUACGAGUUUGAAUUCUCUGUCUCUGAUACCUUAC